Hyla sarda is the source of this 3993-nucleotide messenger RNA. RefSeq names its product G protein subunit alpha L (gene GNAL). Gene Ontology annotation, cellular component: heterotrimeric G-protein complex. Gene Ontology annotation, biological process: adenylate cyclase-modulating G protein-coupled receptor signaling pathway. The record is from RefSeq and is a predicted model, not a curated record. Gene Ontology annotation, molecular function: GTPase activity; G protein-coupled receptor binding; GTP binding. The transcript has 12 exons. Bases 777 to 1916 code for a protein of 379 amino acids. Lineage: Eukaryota; Metazoa; Chordata; Amphibia; Anura; Hylidae.
GGCCACUAGAUGUCGCUGAAGUGCGAGGCAAAAUGCACAGCUAGUGAGCAGGCCUGUAUAGUAAGGGUUAAUGCAGAGGAGGAAGCGGCGACGGCCAGUAGAUGUGGAGGAAGACCAGGGAAGCCCAGCAUGCUCUAUGUGCCGCCGCCGCCACUGCUGCUGCUGCAUAUACAGUACACGGCGCAUCCUUGUGUGAGGGGCUGGGAUGUGUCUGUAGGCAUGGAGAGGGGGCGCAUGUGUACAUGUGCAUGCUAGAGAGCGGGGGGAGUGUUCUAGGCUGCCUGCACUUCGUCGUCUUGCCGCGGGAGGCAGCAGCGAGUCGGAGAGACAAAAAUAGCCCGAAAUUUGCGGAGAAAUAUAAGGAUUGUGUAUGAGGGGAGGGAGAGCGGCAUUAGGCUGGUUUCCAGGAGGAGCUCUUCUCCCUCUCCCCCUCUCUCUCCCUCUUUGUGUUAUUUAUAGACUCCCCUCUUUUAUACUCCUUCCCUUCAGAGCUCUUCUCCUCUGCGACGUGAUGUGUCCCCGGCAGCGCUGACACCUGGAGGGCAGAGCGGAGCGGCACCGCCGGGCGGACGGGGCUCAGUCACACACACACACGGGCACCGCCACUAUUUUUAGCAGCAGCGGUGGCGGUCGUUCCCGUCGCAGGACUGUGAGCCGGGAGAGCGAGGGGGAGGCUGCCGUGCUGCGCCUUUUUUUCUCCCCCCUCUUGUAUGAGCGUUUGAGCGACAUCCGCAGGAUCACACCGCGUAGCAGGCAGGGCUCGGUAACCAGCAGACAUGGGCUGCCUGGGCAACAGCAAGACGGAGGAUCAGCGCAUCGACGAGAAGGCGCAGCGAGAGGCCAACAAGAAGAUCGAGAAGCAGCUGCAGAAGGAGAGGUUGGCCUACAAAGCCACACACCGGCUGCUGCUGCUCGGUGCUGGUGAGUCAGGAAAAAGCACGAUUGUCAAGCAGAUGAGGAUCCUCCAUGUCAACGGCUUCAAUUCAGAAGAAAAGAAACAGAAAAUUCAGGACAUUCGGAAAAAUGUUAAAGAUGCCAUUGUGACAAUAGUAUCUGCAAUGAGCACAUUAAUACCACCAGUCCCACUGGCUAACCCAGAAAACCAAUUCAGAAUUGACUACAUUAAGAGUAUAGCUCCACUGUCGGACUUCGACUAUACACAGGAAUUUUUUGAACAUGCACAAAAACUUUGGGAUGAUGAUGGUGUGAAGGCAUGCUUCGAGAGGUCAAAUGAAUACCAGCUCAUUGACUGCGCACAAUACUUUCUAGAGAGAAUCGACCACGUUAGGCAAAAUGACUACACACCAACAGAUCAGGAUUUAUUGAGAUGCAGAGUUUUGACAUCAGGGAUUUUUGAAACACGAUUUCAAGUAGACAAAGUAAAUUUUCAUAUGUUUGAUGUAGGAGGACAAAGAGAUGAAAGAAGAAAAUGGAUCCAAUGUUUUAAUGAUGUCACAGCUAUCAUUUUUGUAGUUGCGAGUAGCAGUUACAACAUGGUCAUUCGAGAAGACAAUAACACAAACAGACUACGAGAAGCACUGGACCUGUUCAAAAGUAUCUGGAACAACAGGUGGUUACGGACUAUAUCUGUCAUUUUAUUUUUGAACAAACAAGAUAUGCUGGCUGAAAAAGUCUUGGCAGGGAAAUCAAAAAUAGAAGAUUACUUCCCAGAAUAUGUACGCUACACCGUACCUGACGAUGCAACACCAGACGCAGGAGAAGAUCCCAAAGUGACGAGGGCCAAGUUUUUCAUCAGAGAUGAAUUUUUAAGGAUAAGCACGGCAAGUGGCGACGGAAGACAUUACUGCUACCCUCAUUUUACCUGUGCCGUAGACACGGAGAACAUUCGCAGAGUUUUCAAUGACUGUCGAGAUAUCAUCCAGAGAAUGCACCUCCGCCAAUAUGAACUCUUGUAAUCGUUCUCACCGUGGAGCCUGUGGUUUUAAAUACUUUGCUACUUUUUCUGUCUUUCCUCUGUAUUGCUCCACACAGGGUGGAACAUCCCCACAGCGCACUUUUUCUAGGCUUCUAAUCUUUUAUUUUGAUAUUUUUGUUCAGCAAGGAUUUUUUCCCCAACUUUCCGUUUUACGAGAGAGGGCGUUUUCUGUCCUUGUUUUGUUUCACACUUUUUUUUUCUUUUUUAAAUCAUCAUUCCACUAAACCAAUGCUGCUCACUCCCGUAACUAGGAAAUUUAUUGGCCUUUUAUCAGAACAUAGAUUUAAGCUUUUGCAACUCAUGUAUCCUUGGUAAAUCUAGCACUUCUCACCUUCACAGCCACUUUUGUAAAAGGUGGGAUCAUAAAAUAGUCCCCAGAUCUAACUUCACAUAUGUAGUCCCCACUGUCAAUUCUGCAGCUUUGCCAGCUGAAGAAUUCCUGCACGCCUCUUCCUGCUAGGCUGAGCAUGCAAUGGGCAGUUGCUUCUCAUAUCCCCUCCUGUUAAAAGGGACUUAUGUUCAUAAAGUGACCACAUUAUUAAAUCCGGGGUACAGUUAUAUGGAAUACUGCAGAAUUGCCCUACAUUCCUAGGAGGACAUUGGUAUCUUUGAAAAUGUGCCUAUAAGAUACGUAGUCUACACAUUUUGUGGACUGAGCUAAUAUAUGUAUGCUAUUGAUUAACUAGGAUCCAGUGACAUCACUGCAGAACGGUGCACGUCGCGCUUCAUUCCUCUUUAAUAUUUCUAGUGAGCUAACAGGCUUGUUAGCUGUUGGCUCGCUUUGAAAACAAAAACACUUUAACGUGCAUACAUUGUGGAAAGGAAUGUGGUUCCUGUAACUUUUGUGCCGUACAGCAAAGAUGGAGCUGCCUGUCUUAUUGAGCAAUCACGUCUGCAAUCAUUUUGCAGGCCGGUUGGAAGGAUGGGUUUGACAGGAAGACAUAUUUAUUAUUUUAUUUUUCAGUAAGAAGGAAUUGUAAUCCCUGUACACACUCCUUAUCUUUAACAAAACUGUUACAUAACUGUCUGUGGAGUACCCCAGAUCGAAAAGGCUACAGAUGACACGUCUUGAGAGGCAAUAUCAAAACAGUUGUUUUUUUUUUUUUGUUUUGUUUUUUUUGUUUUUAAAUUCUUUUUAUUUUUAUAUCACAGACUGCACCUUUCUAAAGUUCAUGUUAUUAAUCGUUAAUAUAAAAUAUAUAUAGAGAUAUAUAUAUAGAGAGAGAGAAAUAAAUUAUAUAAGGAUCUACAUAUUUUAGAUGCAGGGAAAGAUGAAGUCCCCCCCCUCUGGGGUAAGGAUAAGAAGCGCUGAUUUCAAUGUUAUACUGACGAAGAGUCUGACUUCUUCUACAGAGAAGGGACAAAACAUUUUUUUGAACAGUAGCUUUGCUCUCUGAACAAGAAAGGUUUAAUACCAUUCCACUAAGCCUUAGGCUACCUCUGUUCUAGCAUUUUAUUUUAUUUUUUUCCUUAUGGGCACUGGCCCUUGCAAAUUGUACCCAUCUUUUAGAUGGCACUAUGCUCAGACUUAUCCCUGUGUGGGUUUACUUUAUUAUUUUAUUAUAGCUAUUUUUCUUUAACAUGACACUGAAGAGUACUUGAUGGAGGAAAAAAGAAAUAAUGCACUUUGUAUCAGGUAAAAAAAAGAAAAAAAAACUAAAAAAAAAACAAACAAACAAAAAAUACUGUUGAGGAACUACACACAAUGUAGCAGCACCAGAAAUAUUUAUUAAUGUCACAGGUUUUAGCAUUUGUUGAGUUGCAGGUCAACUGGUAACGUGACCUCUGCUCUUUGCACCUUCAGGGGAAGGGGGAUGCUUGUAUGACAUUGCAGUGCAGUGGGCUGCAGGCCUUUUGUGACACCGAGGAGUUUAAGGAAUGUUUCUGGGACAGUACAUAGACUAGGUAAUGAAGAGGCAAAGUCAAGCAAUUUUUUACCUUUUAUUUUUUAUGGUGUAUUGUGGCUAAGUGUUUCUGCACACCUCAGGCAUUCAAACUGCAGCUGCUUUCAGCCUCUCACGUCAAGGCAGAAAAGAGGAAGAAAAAAAAAAAAAGGA